AUUACUAUUAUUAUUACUACUAUUGCUUGGACAGUAUUAAUUUGUGCAUACGUAAUUUGUGGGUGGUGAACAGAAUACAGGACAAGAAAAAAAAAACUAAAUUUGAAAUUCUAUAAAAACUCUAGUGACAACACGAACAACUACGAUAUUCAUCAAGUUGAAAGAUCAACGUCAUAGUUACAAGUAUCUGAGAUAAAAAUUAAUGAAUCAAUUAGCAUUACUUGUCAUAAACAUUCAUGAUGAAUAGAUCAAAUAACUUUGAUGUUCAAUUAUCCAUGAUAUUGUUUAGAAUAAAAUAAUAAGAUGAAAAGAGACCGUUCGUUGUUUACUUUUUAAUAAAGUGAGAAUGAUCUCAAUUACAUAGAAAAAGUAAUUAAUUAAUUUUUAUACAAAGAGAAAAAUGUUGUGCAAUCUACCAUGUCGAAUUGUUUUGAUUGCUAUGAACACUGUCAGCUUGAUUGUAGGGCUGGCAUUGCUCAUACUUGGAGCCUUGAUGGUUUGGGGUCAAAGUGUUAUACAAUCUCUAUUGAAUAAUUUCGUAACCAAUCUAAUUCAUCAAUAUAUUAAAGGAAGUGAUGGUGGACAAAUUAAUGAACUGGUUACAAGAAUACUGACGUCUACUUCUCCAGUUGGUUUAGCAGUCUUUAUCCUAGGUGCUGUUUGUACAGGUAUCUCAAUAUUUGGUUAUUGUGGAGCCUGUUGCAAUAUGAAGAUACUACUUUAUAUAUACGCAAUUCUAGUAGGAGCUUUGGCACUUGCUUUUCUGGUUACAUUCAGUGUGUACUUCUCUCGUAAAGAUGAGAUUGGCAACAAAGCAGUUGAAAUGUUCGAGACGAGUGUAAAGAAUUAUCAGUCAAUGGAAGCAAAUACACUGGACAGUCUAGUGGUUGGUUUAAUCUCGCCUCCACUUCAAUGCUGUGGCGUGGAUGGUGGAAGUGACUUUAAAAGUUCACCUAAUUUCUGGAAAAAUGACACUUACGGGGGUAAAGCAUAUACUAAUAUUGAAUAUCCUGUACCGUGUUGCAAAAUGAAUCAAAAUUAUGCAAUCAGUGAUUCUACAUGUCCAGAUAAAUUCGAUGAUAAUAACAGUAAUUACAAAAAUGGUUGUAGAGGUCCAUUGAAAGAAUUUUUCCUUAAAUAUAUGGAUUAUGUAGCUUAUGGAUUAAUUGGGGCAUUUGUUUUAUUGUUGCUCGUUGUUCUAUUCACACUUUUAACCAUUUGUAUUGAUGUUAUCUGAACAAACAAACAAACAAACAAAACCGACAAAAAAAAACAAAACUAAAUGAAAUGGAAUUCAAUAUUCAAUUGAUUGUUUGUCUAUACUCGGUUAAGAGUUAAAUACUCAAAUAAAGUGAUCUCUUUUGUUGGACUUUGCCUUUAUAAAACAAAAUAAAGUUAAUGCCUUUGCAUAGUUGAUGUAUACAUCUAUGCUUUUAUGAAUGUAUGUAUGUAUGUAUGU
Schistosoma bovis is the source of this 1459-nucleotide messenger RNA. NCBI's taxonomy places the organism in Eukaryota, Metazoa, Platyhelminthes, Trematoda, Strigeidida, Schistosomatidae. The record is from the annotation of a GenBank genome assembly.